Molecule: messenger RNA, 3357 nt
Organism: Gadus macrocephalus (Pacific cod)
Lineage: Eukaryota; Metazoa; Chordata; Actinopteri; Gadiformes; Gadidae
Gene: ythdf3
Product: YTH N6-methyladenosine RNA binding protein F3
Exons: 5
Coding region: 651-2762 (703 amino acids)
Biological process (GO): mRNA destabilization
Cellular component (GO): cytoplasm
Molecular function (GO): mRNA binding; N6-methyladenosine-containing RNA reader activity
Source: RefSeq, a predicted model, not a curated record
AUAUUUCAUCAUAACUGCAGGACGAUGCGGGCCGUGAGGCGAGCAGGCAUUUCAGAACAACAACGAAGCAUAAACUCUAGUAAAAAAAUACGUGGUAAUAAAUACCCUAGAAUUUAAUGCAAUUAUGCACCUACCAACUAUAACACCAUGUCGAUUGUCCAAAUAACUUCCAAAAUGUUAGGAAUGCAUUUUGCAUUCAAUUAUAUGCAUUAAAUAUUAUAUGCAAUACAUCUUAUGCAUUAAAUAUGCUUAAUCGUGUGGCGGUGAGUGCGAUGCUCUGUGUGUAACAUGACUCAGAGCGUCACCGGCGGAAGGUCACGGAGCAGAGAGCCCGACGGAAGCGGGACUCAAAGCCUCUCCGCCAUUGUGGAACAUGGUACAGGAGAUCUCAGUAAAGCACUACUCGGUUUUACGUUAGCGAUAGACCACGUAGCUUCUCCCGACGCGUUUGGACCCGCUGAGAACACACAGUCUGCCAUCGGAGUACGGUAAAGCCCCUCGCUGCUGCCAGCUCCGACGACGGGCGGAGAACCGGAGAACGAGCCGCCACCGAGCCGCCAGAGAGCCGAGCCGCGCUAGGGAAGCACCGGAGCGCCCAGCAGGAUACACCGGGGACAGGCGGAGCAGCGAUCGGGUUUGGUUCCUGGAGGAUGUCCGCUACAACAGUCGACCCGAGACCGAAGGGACAAGGAAAUAAAGUGCAAAACGGAUCAAUGCAUCAAAAGGAUGGUGUGAACGAUGAUGACUUUGAGCCAUACCUAAGUGGUCAGACAAAUCAGAGCAACAAUUACCCUCCAAUGUCCGACCCUUACAUGCCCGGCUACUAUGCUCCCUCCAUCGGCUUCCCCUACUCCCUGGGAGAGGCCGCUUGGUCCACCGCCGGGGACGCGCCCAUGCCCUACCUCACCACCUACGGCCAGAUGAGCAACGGUGAACCCCACUACAUCCCCGACGGCGUGUUCGGCCAGCCGGGCGCCCUGGGCAACACCCCCCCCUUCCUGGGCCAGCACGGCUUCAAUUUCUUCCCGGGUAGCGCAGACUUCUCCACCUGGGGCACCAGCGUGUCGCAGGGCCAGUCCACGCAGCAGAGCUCGGUGUACAGCAACAGCUACGGCUAUGCCCCCAGCUCCCUGGGCCGGGCCAUCGCCGACGGCCAGGCGGGCUUCAGCAGCGACACGCAGCUGAGCAAGGUCCCCGUGCUGAACAGCAUGGAGCAGGGCAUGGCGGGGCUGAAGCUGGGCGCCGACAUGGGGGCGGCCGUCACCAAGACCGUGGGCUCCCCGCUCGCCGCCGCCGCUGGCAUGAGCAGCAUGGCUGCCAACGCCGUCCCCCAGUCCGUCAGCUCCUCCGCGCCCAAGCCCGCCUCCUGGGCUGCCAUCGCCAGGAAGCCGGCCAAGCCCCAGCCCAAGGUCAAACCCAAAGCCAACAUGGGGAUGGGCUGUGGUGCGGCCAUCCCCCCUCCCCCCAUCAAGCACAACAUGAACAUUGGCACCUGGGACGAUAAGGGCCCCCUGGGUAAGGCCCCGAUGGCCCAGGCCAUGAUGCCCCCCCAGACCAUGGUGCAGCAGCCCCUCAUGGCCCAGCACCAGCCGCUGCUGCAGAGCCCUCUGCCUCCACAGCACCCUCAUCAGCACCAACAUCAGCACCAGCACCAACACCAACACCAGGCUUACCACCUCCAGUCUCUACAGUCCCCCCAGCACCCCCAGGCUCUGCCCCCCGGUCCCCCCCACUCCCACCCCCAUCCCCACGCCCAUCCCCACUCCCACCCCCACGCCCACCUCUCCUCCCAGGCCGGCCCGCCCCAGGCCCUCCAUCAGCACCACCCACAGCAGCACCACCCUCAACAGCACCACCCACAGCAACACCACCCACAGCAGCAACACCACCACCAACAGCAGCAGCAGCAGCAGCACCACCAACAGCAGCAGCAGCAGCACCACCAACAGCAGCAGCAUCAUCAUCAGCAGCAGCAGCAGCAGCAGGGCCCUCCCCCGAACCGCUGGGUGGCCCCCAGAAACCGGGGCGCCACGUUCAACCAGGGCCCCGGGGCGGAGGGCUUUGCCGGCAUGGGCGGCGUGGCUAUGAGCGCCCCCCCAUGCUCCAGCGGAGAAGUGCACCCGGUGCUGGAGAAGCUGCGCACGCUCAACAACUACAACCCCAAAGACUUUGACUGGAGCCUGAAGAACGGCCGCGUGUUCAUCAUCAAGAGCUACUCGGAGGACGACAUCCACCGCUCCAUCAAGUACUCCAUCUGGUGCAGCACGGAGCACGGCAACAAGCGCCUGGACGGGGCCUACCGCUCGCUGGGCGGCAAGGGGCCCCUCUACCUGUUGUUCAGCGUAAACGGCAGCGGCCACUUCUGCGGAGUGGCGGAGAUGCGCUCAGCCGUGGACUACAACGCCUAUGCCGGCGUCUGGUCGCAGGACAAGUGGAAGGGCAAGUUCGAGGUGCGGUGGGCGUUCGUCAAGGACGUUCCCAACAACCAGCUGCGACACAUUCGCCUGGAGAACAAUGACAACAAGCCGGUGACCAACUCCAGGGACACACAGGAAGUGCCUCUGGAGAAGGCCAAGCAGGUGCUUAAAAUUAUCGCCACCUUCAAGCAUACCACCUCAAUCUUUGAUGACUUUGCACACUACGAGAGUCGCCAGGAGGAAGAGGAGGCUCUGAGGAGGGUGAGGAACACGAGCGGAGCCGGAAUAAACAGUAACCUUCAAGCUGGACGCUCUCUACUAGAACUGCAACUCAUAUGGACGUAGGACCUUAUAUAAUUCGCCCAACCGGAACGGAGGGCGGGCUUUCUCUCUUUCUCCCUCUCUCUCUCUCUCUCUCUCUCUCUCUCACACUCUGUCUCUCUGUCUCUGUCUCUCUGUCUCUCUCUCUGUCUCUAUAUGUGCUUUUUGUUGACCAUGUGUCUGAACACCACCGUGAAUGGACUCGUAUGUUAGAGUUGAGCGGUGCAUCGAAUAGGUCCGUGUCUCCUCUUCUCCCUCCCCACCCCCACUGUCCCACUAAGAAGAAAACUUCGUAACCCCCCCCCACACACACACGUUAGGUUGUUUGUCUCUAAAGCACUUUUUUUUUGUUUUCAGUUGGGUCAUCAUUAAUAACCUCUCAAAUUACCCCCAUAAUUUCUCUAACUUUGUCUUCUUAUCUUCUUUACUUAUAUUUGUGAUUAACUGACUAACCAAGCGUAGUCAGAACAUUUCGCUAGUUAUUUGUAUUAUUAUUUUUUUCUUCUUCGUUUUAUUAAUGCCUCAAAAAAAAUUAAGUCUGGGAUGCUAUUGGUGAAGUGAAUCUUCUAUGGAAGGGAUUUAAGAUGACCUGUCUAAAUAAAGCCUACUUGAAUCUGUA